Charadrius vociferus (killdeer) is the source of this 1200-nucleotide messenger RNA. It is a transcript of the gene TRIT1, whose product is annotated as tRNA isopentenyltransferase 1. Gene Ontology annotation, cellular component: mitochondrion. The record is from RefSeq and is a predicted model, not a curated record. The transcript has 10 exons. Gene Ontology annotation, molecular function: tRNA dimethylallyltransferase activity. Gene Ontology annotation, biological process: tRNA modification. Bases 67 to 1200 code for a protein of 377 amino acids. Lineage: Eukaryota; Metazoa; Chordata; Aves; Charadriiformes; Charadriidae.
UACAAGGGCUUGGACAUCAUCACGAACAAGGUUUCUCCCCGGGAGCAGCGUCUGUGUAGACACCAUAUGAUCAGCUUUGUGGAUCCCCUUGUCUCUAACUACACAGUGGUGGAUUUCAGAGACAAAGCCGUGGCUCUGAUUGAAGAUAUCUUUGCCCGAGACAAGAUCCCAAUUGUUGUGGGAGGAACCAACUACUACAUCGAGUCCCUGCUCUGGAAGGUCCUUAUCAACACCAAGGAGAAGACCAGCGUGGCCCCCAGGCCAGUCACCGACAGGAAAGUGGAGCUGGAGCAGCUGGAUGGGGUUGAGCUCCAUCGCCGCCUGAGCCAGGUAGACCCAGAGAUGGCAGCCAAGCUACAUCCCCACGACAAGCGCAAAGUGGCCAGGAGCCUCCAAGUGUUUGAAGAGACGGGGAUCCCCCAUAGUGAAAUCUUGCACCAGCAGCAGGAGGAAGAAGGUGGGGGGCCCUUAGGGGGGCCCCUGAAAUACCCCCAUUCCUGCAUCUUGUGGCUCCAUGCAGACCAGGCAGCUCUGGACCAGCGGCUGGAGAAGCGGGUGGAUGACAUGCUGGCUGCGGGACUACUGGAGGAGCUGCGGGACUUCCACCGACGCUACAACCAAGAGAAGGUGGCCGAGAACCGGCAGGAUUACCAGCACGGCAUCUUCCAGUCCAUUGGUUUUAAGGAGUUCCACGAGUACCUUGUCAGUGAGGGGAAUUGCUCACCCGAGACCAGUGCUCUGCUGCUGCAAAAAGGGAUCCAGGCACUGAAGCAGGUGACCAAGAGAUAUGCCCGGAGGCAGAACAAAUGGGUCCGAAACCGCUUCCUGAAACGUCCCGGGCCCAACGUACCCCCGGUGUAUGGCUUGGAGGUGUCUGAUCUCAUGCGGUGGGAGGAGGAUGUGCUGAAACCUGCUCUGGAAAUUGUGGAGAGCUUCAUCCAGGGACGUGACCCCCCAGCAGAGCCCGUGAAGAUGGAGUACGAUGUAAACGAGAACAAACGGAGUCAUCGCAUGUGUGAGCUCUGUGACAGAGUCAUCAUCGGGGACAGGGAGUGGGCAGCUCACACACGAUCCAAAUCCCACCUGCACCACCUGAAGAAGAGAAGGAAGCUGGAGGCCGCCAGCCGCGCUGCGGAGGCCGAGGGGGACGGUGGGGGCGCAGAGACCUUGGGCGAGGACAGCGGCGUGCCUUUGCCGUAG